Triplophysa dalaica is the source of this 1222-nucleotide messenger RNA. RefSeq names its product GID complex subunit 8 homolog a (S. cerevisiae) (gene gid8a). The record is from RefSeq and is a predicted model, not a curated record. Gene Ontology annotation, molecular function: protein binding. Bases 79 to 765 code for a protein of 228 amino acids. The transcript is spliced from 5 exons. Lineage: Eukaryota; Metazoa; Chordata; Actinopteri; Cypriniformes; Nemacheilidae. Gene Ontology annotation, biological process: proteasome-mediated ubiquitin-dependent protein catabolic process; positive regulation of canonical Wnt signaling pathway. Gene Ontology annotation, cellular component: nucleus; cytoplasm.
AGGAGUGAGUCCCGUUUUGUUAUCGCGGGAUUUUCGCUGAGGCCCACCGCUAUUUAUAACAGUAAACACGCAUCCAAGAUGAGUUAUUCAGAAAAGCACGAAGAUAUUACCAAAGAGGAGUGGAUGGACAAACUGAAUAAUGUGCAUAUUCAGAGGGCAGAUAUGAACAGACUCAUCAUGAACUAUCUGGUAACAGAGGGCUUUAAAGAGGCUGCAGAAAAGUUUCGGAUGGAGUCUGGAAUUGAACCAAACAUGGAUCUGGAUUCUCUGGAUGACCGGAUAAGAAUCAGAGAAAUGGUUCUGAAAGGUCAGAUCCAGGAAGCAAUUGCUCUCAUUAACAGCCUCCACCCAGAGCUUCUUGACACCAAUCGAUACCUCUACUUUCACCUUCAGCAGCAACACCUGAUUGAACUGAUCCGUUUGCGAGAGACUGAGGCAGCGCUGGAGUUUGCCCAGUCACAGCUGGCUGAACAGGGGGAAGAGAGCAGGGAAUGCCUUACUGAGAUGGAGCGGACUUUGGCACUGCUCGCUUUUGACAACCCAGAGGAAUCACCAUUUGGAGACCUGCUCAAUAUGAUGCAAAGACAAAAGGUAUGGAGUGAGGUUAACCAGGCUGUUCUAGACUAUGAAAACAGGGAAUCUACUCCAAAAUUAGCAAAGCUGUUAAAGCUCUUACUUUGGGCUCAGAAUGAACUGGACCAGAAAAAAGUGAAAUACUCCAGAAUGACAGACAUCAGCAAGGGCACUAUUGAGGACCCCAAGUAGAGACUGUAAUCCACAUGGACACAUUUGUACAUUUUUGUUCCUAUUUAUAAACAGUCAGUGACUGGAUGGCAAAUAUAUAUCUAUAUAUUAUGGCUAUUUGUUGAUUCCUCAGUAAAUAUAACAUGAAGUUAAUGAUGAAUUGAAAGUGAAGAUACGUGAUUUACUUUCUAAUUUAGCUAAUUCUUUAACCAACUGUGCAUUGUUUUAUUUCAAAUAGAACGCUAUGAAUUGAAAACACUAAAGCUAAAUUUAUUGUAAUCUAAUAUUAAAUAUGUUGUUAGAAUAUUUUUGAAGAACAGAUAUUCUUAAAUAAUCUGUGCUAACCUUACCUCUUUUAUUUUGAGUUCAUUUUUUUUCAUUUACAGUUAUGAUUUAUCAAUAUUAUGUUCUCAUGCCAAGACAGUUAGCUUUUGUUUGGUCUUUACUUGUUGUUUUACUGUUAGAGACUAUAGAAUAA